Molecule: messenger RNA, 1801 nt
Organism: Cucurbita maxima (winter squash)
Lineage: Eukaryota; Viridiplantae; Streptophyta; Magnoliopsida; Cucurbitales; Cucurbitaceae
Product: probable acyl-activating enzyme 5, peroxisomal
Exons: 2
Coding region: 17-1798 (593 amino acids)
Source: RefSeq, a predicted model, not a curated record
GAUCGAUUUAAUAGGAAUGUAUAGCAAUUUGACAUUGUGGCGUCCUAUAAAGUUAACCUUUCAAGACUUAGCAAGACGGAAACAGAGCAGCCAUUACAGAGCACUAACGAAAUCCUCCAAACCCAUUUCCAUGGAAGAUUUGAAGCCAAGACCUCCUAAUUCCGCUCCCCUCACUCCCAUUGGCUUCCUCGAGAGAGCCGCCACCAUCUACGGCAACUUUCCGUCCAUCAUCUACGGCGACACAACCUACACCUGGUCGGAGACUCACCAUCGAUGCCUUCAACUCGCCUCUUCCCUUUCCUCCUCCGGCAUCCAGAGAGGCCACGUCGUCUCCGUCAUCUCUCCCAACACUCCCCCCAUGUACGAACUCCACUUCGCUGUUCCCAUGGCCGGUGCCAUUCUCAACACUAUCAAUACCCGCCUCGACGCUCGAACCAUCUCCACACUUCUCUUCCAUAGCGAAUCGAAACUCGUCUUCGUCGAUCAAGCCUAUUGUGCUCUAAUCUCCGAUGCAUUGGCCUUGUUUCCACCGGAGACGAAUCCGCCGUCGCUCGUCCUCAUCGACGACGAUGCUGCGGCGGAGGAAUCGCUGUCGUCCUCUGUUUCAAUUCGCAUCGAUUUUUUCGAUUCGUAUGAGGAAAUGAUUCAAAAAGGAGAUUAUAAGUUCCAGUGGAUUCGGCCGAUUAGUGAAUGGGAUCCGAUCGUUCUAAACUACACCUCUGGAACCACGUCGUCGCCGAAGGGAGUGGUUCACUGUCACAGAGGAGUUUUCAUAGCUGCUUUCGAUUCGCUUCUCGAAUGGGGCGUUCCGAAGAAUUCAGUUUAUUUAUGGACAUUAUCGAUGUUUCACAUCAAUGGAUGGAGUUUUUCCUGGGGAAUCGCCGCCGUUGGUGGCACAAAUAUAUGCAUUAGAAAAUUCGAUGCGGCGUUGAUUUUUUCCCUAAUUCGUCGCCAUCACGUCACACACAUGUGUGCAGCUCCGGUGGUGUUGAAUAUGCUAACGAACUCUUUGGAUAACCGAUCGCUUGAUCGGCCGGUCAAGAUUCUCACUGGCGGAUCACCGCCACCUGCGGCGGUUUUGUUCCGCAUUGAAUCGUUAGGGUUUGAUGUUACUCAUGGAUACGGAUUGACGGAGACAGCGGGGAUGGUGAUUUGCUGCUCUUGGAAGACAGAGUGGAACCGGCUACCGGCGAUAGUGCAGGCGCGGUUGAAAGCGCGGCAAGGUGUGAGGACUGCAGCGGUGGCGGCGGUAGAUGUGGUUGAUUCAAAGACUGGAAAGAGUGUGAAACAAGACGGAGUUUCGAUUGGAGAGAUUGUUGUGAGAGGAGGAUCGAUCAUGGUUGGGUAUUGGAAAGAUCGAGAAGCAACGGCAAAGUCGAUAACCGACGAGGGGUGGUUCCUUACCGGAGAUGUUGGAGUGAUGCAUCCUGAUGGAUAUUUGGAGAUCAAGGACCGAUCGAAGGAUGUGAUUAUAAGUGGCGGAGAGAAUUUGAGCAGCGUUGAGGUAGAGUCGAUUUUGUACACGAAUCCAACCGUGAAUGAGGCGGCGGUGGUGGCGCGACCGGAUGAGUUUUGGGGGGAGACGCCGUGUGCGUUUGUGAGCUUGAGAGAAGGAUUGACUCGAAAGCCGACGGAGGAGGAGAUUAUUGAGUAUUGCAGAGGGAAGCUGCCGCGAUUUAUGGUGCCGAAGACGGUGGUGUUCGUGGCGGAGCUGCCAAAAACAUCGACCGGAAAGAUCAAGAAAUAUGUGUUGAAGGAAAUGGCCAUGUCAAUAGGGCCUAAACCAAGCCGUUUGUGAAGA